This is a messenger RNA of Adineta steineri, 1257 nucleotides long. The record is from the annotation of a GenBank genome assembly. NCBI's taxonomy places the organism in Eukaryota, Metazoa, Rotifera, Eurotatoria, Adinetida, Adinetidae.
AUGGAAAAGAAAUUUGAAGAACCUGUUUAUAAACCGAAUAUUUCUCCACUAUCAAUUGAUAUUCUUCGACAAAUCUCAUUAAUUCUUAAAGGACAAGAUAAUGAAUGUUUAUAUUCCUUUGUACACAAGUCAUAUGAAUCAUUAUUAGUAGUUGAAGGAUGGGUGUGGAAAGUACUCAGUAGUGGUUAUUUUGAUGAAUGGAUCAACGAAGAACAUUAUCAAGAGUUCUUUUAUGCUGUUGCAUCAUUCAACAAGAACCUAAUUUUCAACAAUGAUGAUAUUGAACUAAAUGUUAAGGCUGCACUUCUUUUAUCAGUUAGCACUGAUCAAGUGAGUUCUAUUUUCAAACAAAUCGAUCAAACUGACAAUGAUAAUGAAAUGUUUAUCGCUGUUGCUUCUCUUUGGUUUGAUAAUCAUUCAUGUUUCAUACAUUAUAAUCCUCCUGCCCAUGCAUUCCCUAUCACGGAUCAUAUCAAUCAAUAUAUUCUACAUAACUAUAUACUAUGCAAACAAUACAAAACUUAUUUAAAUGAACUGUCACAAUCUAUGAUAUCACAAUCUGUAUUCACUGCUAAAAUGUUAUUCUACAUUAGAACAUGUUCAUUUUCUAUAUUUUCUUAUAUAAAUCCGAAUACUCAUAAGAUUCUAUGUACUGCUGAUGAUUUGGUUCAUUGGAUUCGAGAUGACUAUUUGCAGAUAGUUCAUAUUCAUAGUCGUACUGUAGCAUUAUGGAGCAAGGAACUAUUAGGAUGUAUGACUCAGUUAAUUUCUUUUGUUGGUGGACUGUGCUGGUGGGACGGACAUUCCAAAAAACAGAUUAAAGUUCUAUUUAUUACAGAACAGAUUAUUUAUGAUCAUAUAGAAGAUCUCAUACGAAUUAUUGAUUACAGACCAUUCCAUAAAGAAAUGAAAUCUGUACGAUCAAAUGAUGAGACGAGCAUCAUGGAUGCAGCUUUGAUGAUUUUAAUGCGUAUGGUACAAACGGAAAAUAUUAGUUGGUUUUUUCGUUCAAAUGUAUCAAUACAAAAUGCGCUGUCAACUCUAGGCGAAGAAGCGCUAUACGACGAGAUUGGUUUAAGCGUAUAUGGUAUAUUAGGCAAAGUUUUGAGUGAUGAACAACUUAAAAAAUUGAAGAUUGCAAAUAAUAUGGGUGGGUUUUUCUUUAAUAUGCUUGAACAAGCUUGGCGUCAUCCAUUAAAAAAAUACAGACAAAUACGAAUCGAACAUUUAUUGCAAGGUAACUAUAUUAUUAUAUAG